GUCACCUGGCGGCAGCGGUGGCGGCGGCGGCGGGCGGGGCGGGAGGCGCGGGGGGGAGGCUAUAAAAGUGUCCCGCCGCGGCACAUGCACACUUCGGGGAAACUUCCUCGCUGGAGUGGUAGUAGCCGUCGCCGCCACCCCGGGGGCUGCGCCCGCUGCCGCCAGCCCCGCUCCGCCCUCGGGCGGGCGGGCGGGCGGCCCCGCGGUGGAGGGCGGCUGCGGCCGGGACCCCCCGCCCCGCGGGAGGCAGCGCCGCGGGCCGUGCCCCGGGCGGCGGCGGCAGGAUGAGGGUGAACGGGAGCGAGCUCAACAGCUCGGUCCUGCCGCGGGACCCGCCACCCGAGCGCCGCCCGCCCUGGGUGAUCUCCACCUUGGCUGCCAUCCUCAUCUUCACCAUCGUGGUGGACCUGCUGGGCAACCUGCUGGUCAUCCUCUCCGUCUAUCGCAAUAAGAAGCUGCGGAACGCGGGUGACCCUUGGACUUCUUUUUGUGCCCUGAGAGACAACGGGUAGCCCAACAAAGGUUUUGAUUCAAGGGAGAUAACUUGUAGAAGAUCAAGGUGUAGCACAAAUUCAGGGUUCUGAUGAAAACUGAGAUGUUGAUGGCAAUGAACAUUGUUUCAGACAUGAAUAACUUCCAGUAUUAAAAAUGGAAAUGUGUUUGUUGUAAGCCUGGCAGUUGCAGACCUGGUUGUAGCCAUCUACCCAUAUCCACUGGUUCUCACAUCUGUAUUUCGCAACGGAUGGAAUCUGGGAUACCUUCACUGCCAGAUUAGUGGCUUCUUGAUGGGCCUAAGUGUCAUUGGAUCAAUCUUCAAUAUUACAGGCAUCGCUAUCAACCGGUACUGCUAUAUCUGCCACAGUCUCAAGUAUGACAAACUGUACAGCAACAAGAAUUCAUUGUGCUAUGUUGUUCUUAUCUGGGUCCUAACAGUUGUUGCUAUUGUGCCCAACCUGUUUGUGGGAUCGCUACAGUAUGACCCCAGGAUUUAUUCAUGUACAUUUGCACAAUCUGUGAGCUCAGCGUAUACAAUAGCAGUUGUGUUUUUCCAUUUCCUGCUUCCCAUAGCCAUAGUUACGUUCUGUUACCUGAGAAUAUGGAUCCUGGUUAUUCAGGUAAGGCGAAGGGUUAAACCAGAUAACAACCCCCGGCUGAAACCACAUGACUUCAGAAACUUUGUAACCAUGUUUGUGGUGUUUGUACUGUUUGCAGUCUGCUGGGCCCCUUUGAACUUCAUAGGCCUUGCUGUGGCCUUCAGCCCAGAAACUAUAAUCCCUAGGAUUCCAGAGUGGUUGUUUGUAUCUAGUUAUUACAUGGCAUAUUUCAACAGCUGCCUUAAUGCUAUCAUAUAUGGACUUCUGAACCAGAACUUCAGAAGAGAAUACAAGAGAAUUAUUGUCACUUUUUGUACAGCAAAAGUUUUUUUCCAAGAUAGUUCUAAUGAUGCGGGAGACAGGAUGAAAAGUAAACCUUCUCCAUUGAUUACAAACAACAAUCAAGUGAAGGUGGACUCUGUCUGAAAAUGGGAAUCUUAUUAUUGUUACUCAACAGCAUCCAAAUAAAGUAUCUGUUCUAUUAGACCUACUGUUAAAUAUUAUAGUGAAACAUCUAUUCUACACUGAAAGCACUUUGAUCAAAUUCUUUGCAUGGUAUUUGGGAACUCAAGGAGCCUUGACAUACAGAUCUUAUUAUACAGUGGUAUAUCUCUCAUAUAACACCACAAUGAUAUCCUUGAGGGAAUUGCAAAGUUAUGCAUGGAUACUUUUUUUCCCCCUUGAAUUGAGAUAAAGAACUAGAAAAAGAUUGAAACAUAAGUAUCCACACUGCAUGGCUCAAUAAAAGUAAUCACAAAACUGUUCCUACCACUUUCUGCCUGCUUCUUCUGGCCAGGUUAUGGUUCUGAUUCUAAAACCUCUGAGAACCUCUUUUAAAAGAUGGAAUCAGGUAUUUAUGAAAUAUAUUAAGAAAUGUGAAGUGAGAAAUCAAGGUGACUGAAAAAUCAUUAGGAUUUUAAACAAGUACCUCUACUUAUAUUGCUUUGCUCCUAACAUGGACAGGAUUAUUCAUUUUUUGGAGACUAAACCUCACCAGCCUUCCUAGGAAUGGCAUUCUCAAUUGACUUCUCAAUUUUAAAAUAACUUUUAGAAGGAGAAAUAUACCCGACUGAUUAUCUUCAAAGCUACAAGGGCAGGAGAAUAAACAGCAAGGAAAGAAAAGAGCCAAUGAUUCAUCAGCUCAAGCUGUUUAGGCAUUAAAAAGGUGUAGGAGGGUUGGGAAGAGAAAUAUAAAGAACCGUUCUUUCUGAAGAGACAGUAAUCCAUGAAAUCAGGAAGUGCUCCAGAGGAGUUUCUGGGGAACUAUGUCCUAGAAACAUAAGCGAGGAAGGACCACUAUUUCUUACUCGUGUACAGUACAGGAGUUCUAAGCCUCGGUGAGAAGAAGAUUAACGCAUUUAAGAGGAACUGUGGAUGAGGAUGACAUUUUUGUACGGUUAGUGGAAUCUUAACCUCAUAAAGCCCUGGGAAAUGAGAAAUAUUUAUAGGAUGAGAAUUUAACAUUUUUCUCAACUUGAUCUCCUGAGAAUAACCUGAGACUAUAGGUUAUUUUGUAAUCUGCCACAUACAAGUUUUUCAAAAUAAUAAUUAGGUGUUUACCACAUGCUGAUCAUAAUGUAAUAACUUAGAGAAAUUAGACACCUUUAAAUAAUAGAAAAGAGAUUAUGCUACUUAUGAUACUGGUACAAGGAGGAACACGUGAAUCUCAGGACAGAACCUGCUAUGUGGACAUUCCACAGACAGCAGGCACCUCUUCACUGAGGGACAGCAUAUUGUGAAGUGAGGAAGAAUAGCUAGACAGGCAGCCUCCUGCAACAAUGAAUCUGUUUGUAAUCUGUAUGUAAUCCUCUGGUGGAGAAAAGCAAAUCGCAACAAUAGGAUUCACCUUAAAAUUGACCUUAAGAAGAAGGAGCAUUUAGUUCUGGAAAGAUGCUUCAACUGUCAUACCUUUUAAUGCUCAAGUGUUCUUACCUACACUGAUGUACAAGUACAUGAGCUUUUCCAAACCAAUUCCAAUAAUUUCAACUGGACUAAGAAUUUCUGAAUAGCCAUCAGGCUUCUGUUAAUCUAUAUUAAAACAUGGACUUUACCUAAACAGUUCAUUUAAAUUGUUACUUGCUCUACUGGAGAUUUUCUGGAGCUUUUAUGUUUUAGAAGCCAACAGCCUAUUUCAUAUAAUUCCUUAAACUGCAUACAAAUCUAACAGUGUUUUGUUUUUCUGGGAUCAUAGAUCUAUGUACCCUUGACUUAAUAAUGAACUAAAAGGGAACAAAAGAUUCUUAUUUACUUGAAAACCCCACCUGACACUUCGUCAACUGACCAGUUUCUUACCUUAAAAAUAGGUGCCUCAUGUCAAGUUGACAAUGGAACUAAUGAAUAACAUUGUAAAGCCCUGGAGAUGAACUAGCAAGUCAAUGCAUUGCUGAGGUGCUUGACUCAUCUUUGUUUACAUUUGCAGUCAGAACCACUGUGUAAAUAACCAGCUCUCUUCUAUUGUGGUAUCAUCAUAUGAUGCGAUAUGAUACAACAUGAUGAACAGCAUAGAGUAUAUCACAGCUUUCUUCACUGUGAUUCCAUCCUUGGAGGAUGCUUAGCUCUGUAAUUUUAUUGCUUUAUGUGUAGUGAUUUAGAACUAGCAAGGGAGGCAUGACCACCUUAUAAGAAAAGAAGCUUUUCAUGUAAGAAAAAACUAUGUUUAAAUUCUUACAAAACUUGCCUUAUUUAAAGCAUAUUUUCAAUGAAAAUAAUGUCUUAUGAUGUAUUUAAUAAAGUAGCAUAAAGGUAGUUUAAGUAGCGUAAUCAUUAAUAAAAUUGGAAUUCUCAAAGACCUUUCACUUGCCAUUUCCAACAGAAAAUGUACAUGUUUAUCAUGUCUACAUAUUUAUGAACCGGUUCAAGAUACUGUAUCCAAUAUAAUGGGUUAUCUGAGGUAUUGAAAUCCCCAUAAUUCACAAGUGCUAAAAUAUAUUUUUGAUGAUAAUAAAAAUGGUUUGCUAUAUAUAAUAAAACAUGUUAUACCAAAGUUAUAUAUUUUAUUGAAUAGACCUGUAACAAAAAUGGAAAGCAUUUUUCAGAUCUGAUAUUUUGAAAUAUUUGUAU
Falco peregrinus (peregrine falcon) is the source of this 4154-nucleotide messenger RNA. It is a transcript of the gene MTNR1A, whose product is annotated as melatonin receptor 1A. Gene Ontology annotation, cellular component: membrane. The coding region runs from base 786 to 1520 and encodes 244 amino acids. The transcript has 3 exons. The record is from RefSeq and is a predicted model, not a curated record. NCBI's taxonomy places the organism in Eukaryota, Metazoa, Chordata, Aves, Falconiformes, Falconidae. Gene Ontology annotation, biological process: G protein-coupled receptor signaling pathway. Gene Ontology annotation, molecular function: melatonin receptor activity.